CACAAGUCUUGACUCACGUCACACAAUGCGGAAACCAAAAAGGGAUUACCGUCGUCGGCUGCACAUCCCAGGAGUCCUUGCUCGCGAAAGGUCUCAUGUAAUCCCCUCUGACAGAGAAGAUAAGCUUUGGUUCUCUAAUGAUGAUGAUGAUGACAAUGCCAGCUAUUUAAUCACAUCAGUAGUCCAAUGGAAGCCCCAGUUACAGCCACCCCUCCUGCCAACUCCUCCAAUUCGCCAUCCCCGGCCCCCCUGCGUCCUGCUGUCGCCCCCUCGGUCCAGCUUAGCUUUACCGUCCUCUACACCACUUUGUACGCCGGGCUCUUUGUGGUGGUGUACGUGCAGCUGUGGCUCCUCUACAUCUAUGGACACAAGCGAUGGAGCUACCAGAGCGGCUUCCUGUACCUCUGUCUGCUGUGGGCUGCCCUUCGCACCACCUUGUUCUCUUUUUACUUCCAUGAUGCCCUGCAAGCCAACCACCUCCCCGUUGCAGUGUUCUGGCUCCUCUACUGCUUCCCCGUUUGCCUGCAGUUUUUCACUCUCAGCCUCAUUAACCUGUACUUCACUCAGGUAUUAGUGAAAGUGAGAGAAGUGGACAGAGGGCUGUGGGCAGCAAGGUGUUUGUACGGUGCGCUGAACGCCAUCUUCUUCUGCGUCAACGUGGUGUGCGCUGCACUCGGGGAACGAACCAGCGAUGGCGAGAGGGGAGAGCGCACCUGGAAUCUAGUCCUGGUUCGAGUUGUGGUCAACGACUUGCUCUUUAUCCUGGAAGCAGUGCUGCUGGCCUCCACGCUGUUGCUCCUGACCCGACACUCGCGGUCCGCCAGCAUCCACCUGAUCAGCAGGGGGACCACAGUGUGGCGUACAGCAGCACUGGGAGGAGCAGUGAUCUUCCUGUUUGCCAGCAGAGCCUGCUACAACCUGACCGUCCUGUUUCUGUCCCAGAAGUAUCGGGUGGAGUCCUUUAACUAUGAUUGGUAUAAUGUCUCUGACCAGGCGGACUUGGAGAGUGAACUCGGCGACAGGGACUACCUGGUCUUCGGUGCCAUUCUCUUCAUGUGGGAGCUGCUUCCAACUGGCCUCCUCAUCCUUAUCUUCAGAGUUCGCCGGCCUGCUCAAGAGAACAGCAUCAUGGCUAUAAACAACAGGGUCCUGCCUCGGCCGUACUUCUUUGACGACCCUCAAGGCAGCGAUGAGGACAUACCCGCUCCAUGGGCCAAUGGUUCAAAUUCAAACAUAAGCUGGUACGGAUCAGAGACCGCGCCGCUCCUAUUUGCCAACAAUCCUCCAGACCAGAACCACCAGCACCACACUCUGUAUUCCACUCCUCAAAACUGACCCCCCCCCUCCCCGAGUUCUUGUUUCCUUGAUGACAUUUAUCUCAAAGACAAGCCGCUCUCUCUCCUAGACACACUCACAGCCAGUAGUCCCUCACUGUGUGAGCAAAUUUGCACUGAAAAGUCUCAGGAAAUCAUCACCAAACAGUGAAUAUGCACCUUCUAUUUUUCUAAAGAGACUGUAUUUAAAAAGUUCUUCCUCAUUUAAAGGGAACAAGCUAUGUAGAAACAGACCAAACUGACUUAAACUGGCCAGUACUGCUCUCUCAUGAAGAUCAUACUGAGCUACAGCCACAGGUUGACUUCACACACAUGCCAUUGUUCAAUUUUGGAGAGACCCUUGCCAUUUCCAAAGAAGAGGAUGGCACACACGGCCUCAUUUGCAUUCCUGUCGGUGUGAUGUCGAUGCUAAGUUCAGUGAAGUUAAACAGCGACUUUUUCUUUUUACAGGCUCACAUGUGAUCGUUUGUCUUGUAGACAGACUGUUUCUUUUUGGUGUUUGCAGCUAAGUACUGUUUUAAGACCAGGGAUGUCCUUGGCCUGUACACUGCUGCUGGUAUAGUUUUCUUUCAUCUUUUUUAAAGGCCAGUGUUUGCUCCCAUGUCUGUAAAAAGUUGCAUCGUUUAAAUAUUUCUAAGUUGACUGAAGUCCUUAUUGGAUCUCUAAGUUUAACUUAUUUUAUAACUGUGGGUCUACCUGUAAUUAGAGUUGGAAAUCAAACGCGACUCACCCUUUGCGACUUUUAUGCAAAAAAACCAACUUCCUCAUAGUCUGUCACUCACCUGUGGUUUGGACUUAUCCACGUGACAGGUAUGUACUGUCCAUGCUACAGACCAAUAACAACAUCAGAAUAAACCUGCUGGGCAUGUUGCUGAGCAGAAAAUCUAUGUGGUAGAAAUUCUGUAUCUACAGUGGUGCUGUUAUGCAUUUUAGCCCUGUUACUGUGAAGGGUAUGUGACUCGCUCUUUGAAAUUCAGGACUCCUUUUGUCUUUUAUGUAAUUGUUGACUGAUAAAAAAUAAUAAUCUAAAAAGACUCACUGUGCCACAUGCAUUACUUAGUGCUUCAGUGUAAGGGUCCGCAACUGCUUUGGGGUUUUCAUCACAAAUAUCAAGUGCACUAAGUCUGAAAACAUGACCAACACCUAACUAAAGAUGCAUGUUAAAUAAUUCUUCCAUUAAUUAUCUGGAUGAAUAUUGACCAUGGACUGUAUGAAAAAGAAAACAAAGCUGCAGAUGAGUUUGGAAAGUGGAGUCAGCAUUAAAGUGUUUUAAAACC
Messenger RNA from Maylandia zebra (zebra mbuna), 2611 nucleotides. RefSeq names its product G protein-coupled receptor 137 (gene gpr137). Lineage: Eukaryota; Metazoa; Chordata; Actinopteri; Cichliformes; Cichlidae. Gene Ontology annotation, cellular component: lysosomal membrane. The record is from RefSeq and is a predicted model, not a curated record. Gene Ontology annotation, biological process: positive regulation of TORC1 signaling.